Camellia sinensis is the source of this 2019-nucleotide messenger RNA. NCBI's taxonomy places the organism in Eukaryota, Viridiplantae, Streptophyta, Magnoliopsida, Ericales, Theaceae. The record is from RefSeq and is a predicted model, not a curated record.
AUGGAUGAUGGUGAUGAUGCUCUGAUCUUGAAGGUGAAUGUUGAAUUGGGUUUAGUGGCAGCGAAGUCAAGGUCACCUGGAAGAAGCAGGGCGGUAUUGAGUGCGACGCCGACGUUUAUAUCAUCAGCACUAUCACUUGCCAUGACAGGCUUGUCUUCCAAAGUAAUUGUGGGGGCCCAGGGGGCAUCGGGCUUUUUUGAUCCCGAAGUUGUGGUGGAGGAAGACCUCGGCUUUUUUGGUUGUUGGGAUUCUGAUGGUUGGGUUUGUGUUGGUUGUUCGUCAAUGGAUGAUGGAAUGUUGGCUAAGAGGAAGAUGGGCAAUGGAAUUAUGCUAAUAUGUUGUUACAGUAAUGUGAAUGUUGCUAUUAAUUUGCAAGUCCCAUUUCGAUUUGACGACGUAGUCAGUGGUGGAGCGGAUGAAUUCCGAAGUGUUCUUCGCAAGUAUGCUGUCGAAUGUGGCUUCCGUUUUAAAUAUGUCAAAAACGAUUCUGUGCGGAUCACAACUGUAUGCAUGAUGAGGGAAUCGAAGGGAUGCAUGUGGUCGGUACACGCACGCGUUUUGCAUGCCAACGGAUUUUUCUACCUUCGCAAGUGGAAUAAGGAGCACAUCUAUGGCGUAGCUGUUCGGACCCCAAAAAACCCCAGGGCUGGUUCAGAUUUAGUGUCUGAUGUUAUUUCAAAUUGGGUCUGUGACAAGCCACUCACGCGACCCAUAGAUGUUGUCUAUGACCUCAAAAAAGAUUAUGGAUUAGAGGUUAGCUACCGGGUUGCAUGGUUAGGUGUUGAAAAAGCUCGGGGGGAGAUGUUUGGUGCACACUCCAUUUCGUUCGACCAAUUGCGCUGGUACAGUUCCGUUGUCGUUGAAAACAACCCUGGAAGUUACGUCAAUAUUGAUUGUGAUGAACACAACAACCAUUUCAUAAGGUAUUUCAUAUCAUUCAAAGCAUGUAUCGAUGGGUUCAAUCAUUGCCGGCCAUUACUAUUCCUAGAUGGGACUUUUUUGAAGGGAAAAUUCAAAGGACACUUGCUAGCCGCUACUGCGAAAGAUGGCAAUCAAGGUCUCUUCCCUAUAGCCAUCGCAAUUGUCGAUUCAGAAAACACCGCAAACUGGGCAUGGUUCUUGGGACAUCUCGCAAAUGUUGUCAACAGUCACAGGACCUUUACAUUCGUAUCUGACCGACAUGCAGGAUUAUUGGAAUCAAUACCCAUCACAUUUCCCACAGCCCUUCACGCAUUUUGUCUACAACAUUUGCAACGUAACUUGCAACAUAAGUUACGAUAUGUCAACACUUCAUACAGGGCUGGAAUGUUGACAAAAUUUCGGGCUUGUGCUUACGCACCCACUGUGGCUUCAUUCACGCAAUGCGCCGAGGAAUUUACGAAAUGCGGAAGAAAGGUUGUUCCCGCAUUCUUAAAAGACUUACCCCUUCAAUUUUGGGCUAAUGCUUACUUCCGCGGUUCACGAUACGGUGAGAUGAGUUCCAAUGCCGUUGAAUCAUUUAACUCGUGGAUACGGGAAACACGCCACCUACCAAUUACUCAACUGGUUGACAGCAUUCGAGUUAAGAUUAUGCAUCAAAUGGCGAAACGCAAAAUAAAAGCACAAGCGUGGCCCGGUGUUAUUUGCCCAAAAAUGGAAGCUCGAUUGGUCAAAGCAUACAAUAAAGGCAGAGCAUGGCUUGUCAGCCAAUCCACCGAUACAGUGUUCGAGGUCCACUCUUUCCCAUCCGUCAUGGUUAACGUUGACAAACGUACAUGUUCCUGUUUCAAGUGGCAAAUCAAUGGAUUUCCAUGCUCUCACGCAGUUGUUGCUAUCCGAAAUAGCGAACUCGACCUGUACGAUUUAGUGGCUGAAUUUUACUACGGGAAUGCUUACCGGAACUCAUACCAACAUAACAUACAACCCAUUCCAACUGUUGAGAAACCAGCAUUCAAUCCUGAUGAUUUUGUCAUACACCCACCGUCAGUCAAACGACCACCAAGCCGACCCAAACAAAAAAAGAAUUCUUUCCCAAGGUGA